Molecule: messenger RNA, 3963 nt
Organism: Linum trigynum
Lineage: Eukaryota; Viridiplantae; Streptophyta; Magnoliopsida; Malpighiales; Linaceae
Source: the annotation of a GenBank genome assembly
AUAUCUAAGUCUGUUAAGCAUUUAGAUAGCACAGACUAGUAUUUAAAACAUCACAAACUAAUAUCCAGAUAGUAGAUACCAACUAAUAUCCACAAUCAACAAACUAGUAUUCAAUAUGGAUACUCUUAUGUGUUAUCUGGAUACUAAUUAUGUGUUGUUUGGAUACUAUUCUCUGUUGUCUAGAUAUUAGUUUGUGAAUUUGGGAUAAUAGUUGAUUCAUGGUGGAUAUCAAUUAGCAAACUUUGAAUACUAGUUCGUGCUCUCUAGAUACUUUAGUACUUGGAUAUUAGUUUAUGUAUUUUGGGUAUCAGUUAGUAUUUGUUAACGAAUCUUCAAGUUAGCAGAUUAACUUUCCUCGCUGGAACUCCUUCCACUAAUGAAUUGCUUACUUGAAAUGUCGGCGGCGAAGGAACUUGUUUGUUUGAGACACUUGAACUUGUUUUCUCUCGAAUUAAUCAGAAUGAUCCAACGACUAGAAAGUUAAAUAAAGUAGCAAUUGUGUCGUUCGGAGUGCAUGAACAUAUACAAGGAAAGUAUUGUGUCGUGAUAGGUUGUCAUUAUCCAUAUGAAAGGUUGUAUUUAUCAAUACGAAUUAGAAUAUUAGUUCGGUCAGUCUAAUUCCAAACCGAUUGAUCGGUCCAACUCAAAACCAAUUUGACUUGAUUAGUCCGAUUCAACCAAAUUUCCAACAACUAGUUACGCAGAAUCAAUCACUUCUAUGGUUGAUUGACCUCCUAAGCCCAUAUCAAGUUUCUUAGUAGAUUGAUAUUAAAUGCCUCAGUUAAAUCUUAGAUACGAUGUGAUGAAAUUAAGUCUCAAAACUCAAACACUUUGGAUAGAAACAAUAUUUAUCUGUCGGUUUACCUAACUCAACUGAUAAACGUGAAGGUGUAAUUGUUUCCUAAUCAGUCUGGUCAAAGGUUCAAAAUUUCGGUUGGCUAUAUUGUUGAAUGGUGACUCAAAUGGAGAACCAAAUCCAGUCCUCAUAGUCGUAGGAGGAGGCUUGCUGAGUUUAUACAUGGCAACGCUGGAAUGGCAAAAAUGGAAAACAAAAUGUAGAAAGUAGAAACCAGUAAUUGCAGAGAGGAAGCAAACCAACAAAAACCAUGACAAACGUGGGGAAGGUUACUGCUCCCUGCAGCUUUUGCCUACUGGCCGCUGCAUUACCCAUUAAUCGUUUCCGCGACUGAAAACGCUUCUUCCCGUUUGACUACUUCAUCUUCUUCAAAUUCCAAGGGAAGAACCCUCGUUCCUCUUUUCCCCUCCCUAAUCCAUUCCGCUCACGGUUUCGCGGGCUGCCAACAGAGUGGCGGAAAAGAAAGAAGAAGAAGAAGAAGAAGGUCAAAUUUGUUCAGCUACCAGUCUCUGUAAUUUCCUUCAUUUUCCCAAUUCACAGACGAAUUUUUCCAUUGCUUGUGUUUCCCGUAGAAUUUCUCCCCUCCUCAAUUUGUCGGUUUUCCCCUGACCCCAUUUUCGGUUUCGCAUUGCUGCAAGAAAAAGUUUGCUGCUUUGCAAACCUUCAUGGCCCUGAGAGCUGCGGAGUCCAUCUGGGUCGGCGGCCUGUUCAACCCUCGUCCUGAUUCACUCGGGUCGUAUGCGAGACCCGGGUUCGUUGCUGUGGGUCGUGAUUCGGGGCCGGAUAGGCUGUUUGGGAAUUGGCAAUGCUGUUUGUCGGUGGUUCGGGCUCAGAAAAGUGUCACUCAGGUCGACGAUGAGAAGCCGCUGACCCCUGAAGCGGCGAAACCUGUUGGGGUAACAACUCAUGGCGACAAGGAAAUUGUGUCCAAGGGAUUUCACAGGGACAUCAACUUUCUUCCCAAACCGUUAAGUGUAACGGAAGAUUCAUCCUCCACUUAUGAUGGCAGAAAAGUGAGGGUUGCAUAUCAGGGGAUUCCAGGUGCAUAUAGUGAAGCUGCUGCACUAAAGGCUUACCCGGGUAGUGAAACAGUACCAUGUGAUCAGUUUGAAGCUGCCUUCAAGGCAGUAGAACUCUGGUUAGUGGACAAAGCAGUCCUCCCCAUUGAGAACUCAGUUGGUGGGAGCAUCCAUCGUAAUUAUGACUUGCUCCUCCGCCAUAGGCUUCAUAUAGUAGGAGAGGUACAGCUGGAAGUUAAUCAUUGCCUCUUGGCACUGCCCGGUGUAAGGAAAGAGGAGCUCAAACGUGUGCUUAGCCACCCCCAAGCACUCGCUCAGUGUGAGAUGACAUUGAGCAGCUUAAAUAUUAUUAGAGUCAAUGCUGAUGAUACUGCUGGUUCUGCUCAGUUAGUAGCUGCAAGUGGCCAAAGAGACACUGGCGCAGUUGCUAGUGCUCGAGCAGCUGAGAUCUAUGGUCUUGAUAUUGUAGCUGAAAAUGUUCAGGACGACGCUGACAACAUUACUCGCUUCCUUAUACUUGCGAGAGAACCUAUCAUUGCAGGGAACGGCAAGCCAUAUAGGACGAGCAUUGUUUUCACCCUUGAAGAAGGUCCAGGUGUGCUGUUCAAAGCACUGUCCGUGUUCGCUAUGAGGGGCAUCAGCUUGACAAAGAUAGAGAGUCGGCCACAGCGAAAGCGCCCAAUGAGAGUGGUUGAUGAUUCUAACAAGGGCAGUGCCAAGUACUUUGACUACCUCUUUUACAUAGACUUCGCAGCUUCCAUGGCAGAAGAACGUGCUCAGCGUGCUCUCGGAAACCUAGAGGAGUUUGCUCGAUUUCUCCGAGUUCUUGGUAGCUAUCCAAUGGAUACCAUUCGAUAAGACAGCCUGCGGUGGGUUAUAUUUGAAUAGCAAGACAGAAAAGGAAUGCAGUUGGCGGCGUAUGUUGUACAGACUGAUAUAGAGAAUAGGGAAGGCGCCAUCCAUGCAUUGCUGAUGGUUGCUGACUUUGCUGUAAAGGAGCUGGCGUUUUUUGCAUACCUGCUUUCUUCUUCAUUCAUAUUUCUUCUUGUUCUUGGAGGGAUUCUGUUACUCUUUGCAUUGUUUACUAGAAGGAUUGGUGGCUGAGAACGUUUUAUAGCUUCUGGAGCAUGUGUUCCUUUUAUAGCUUCUAAGGUGAUGUUGGGGACUGAGAACGUUUGAACUUGAGUUAGAUUGCUGCAGUUUCCCUUAUUUAUCAAAGCUAUGAACUUCCAUUUUUCCUACAUGAAGACUUGAUACUUGAAAGCGGCUAAUGAAUGCUCAGUUGAUAAUAAUAGGGUAAAUACCACAUUUGGUCACUGAGAUUACUGAAUCGCGUCAUGUUUAGUCACUAGAAAAAUUUAAUAUCAAUUUUGGUCACUCGAAUUACUGUAACAAGUCCCGUUAAUUUCUAUCCAACUUCAUUAAUGGAGUUGGACGGAAACUAAUGGGAGAGUGACUAAAUGUGACAUGUUUUAGAAAUUCGAGUGACUAAAUGUGACGUGUUUUUAGUAAUUCGAGUGACGGGAGUUGGACGGAGGCUAACGGGAGAGUGACUAAAUGUGACAUGUUUCAGUAAUUCGAGUGACCAAAAUUGAUAUUAAAUUUUUCUAGUGACUAAACAUGACACAAUUUAGUAAUCUUUGUGACCAAAUGUGGUAUUUACCCGAUAAUAGCUAGGUCACCUCACGUAGCAACCUUAGCAUGCCACACCCUACUUAGAGGCACAAGACGGGUCUCCGUAAUUAGAGCGAGCAACAACAUUUAUCAAUUGCUAAAACCUAAUUGAGUAUUGUGUACUAAAACCGUGGCGAUCUGUUUCAUACCAAUAAUAACCACCUAUAGGCUAUCGAUAAAGUAUUUUUUUAACCAUCGAACCCUGCCAGUAUGAUAUGGUUUCACAAGAUAACAUUAUAGUCUGCUCUCACGUCACAGGAUCAUCCAAACCACUUAUUUCAUACUACUACACUAGCAAUACAGAGUUACAUAAUUCCGCAGUCCACACAUCUCUUUUAUGUAAGCGAUCCAAAAAUUUUGAAUAGAUAUUUAUAUGAAUUUUCCACGAUGAUUUAAUCAAUGCAAUUUAGGAUG